Molecule: messenger RNA, 345 nt
Organism: Letharia columbiana
Lineage: Eukaryota; Fungi; Ascomycota; Lecanoromycetes; Lecanorales; Parmeliaceae
Exons: 1
Coding region: 1-345 (114 amino acids)
Source: RefSeq, a predicted model, not a curated record
AUGCAAUUUGUCUCCCGAGUCCCAGCAGUAAUCUACGCCCGGAUCCUCGACAACAAGGUCGUUCUCCAAGGCUUUCUAGAACCAAAAGGUCCGCACCCUGAAAAAUAUGCAGCUGCGGCCUCGAAUGACUCCGCUGGGGCACGGCUAGGAGUCAAUAUGACAGCCCUGACGUCGAAAGGUGUAGAGUCCUUUUGGCUAGAUUACAAGGGAGGACAGGAAGUCAAGCGCAUGAACACGCUCGUAGAUCAACUUGAUGGCUACCGGCUUGAAGAGAUAGAGAAGAGAUCGAAUAGGUUUCUAGGCGCAGCCCCCGGCCGAGGGAGCCCUAUAGACAUGUACACCUGA